Messenger RNA from Sceloporus undulatus (fence lizard), 1094 nucleotides. RefSeq names its product ATP synthase c subunit lysine N-methyltransferase (gene ATPSCKMT). The record is from RefSeq and is a predicted model, not a curated record. The coding region runs from base 64 to 711 and encodes 215 amino acids. The transcript has 5 exons. NCBI's taxonomy places the organism in Eukaryota, Metazoa, Chordata, Lepidosauria, Squamata, Phrynosomatidae. Gene Ontology annotation, cellular component: mitochondrion. Gene Ontology annotation, molecular function: protein-lysine N-methyltransferase activity. Gene Ontology annotation, biological process: regulation of mitochondrial ATP synthesis coupled proton transport; positive regulation of proton-transporting ATP synthase activity, rotational mechanism; peptidyl-lysine trimethylation.
CCCCCCCCAAAGAGUGGAAGAUACCAUUGAGGAAACACCGUUCCUUCAAAAGGUCUUUUUGGUAUGUCAGAAAUACUCCAGGAAGACAGCACAGCUCAAGACAGUUUGCCUUUGAAAAUCACUGAUGAAGGGUCUAAACAAAGAAAUUGGGGCAUCUUGAUCACUGGUGUUAUUGGUGGGACAUUAGUGACCCUUUACGCUAUCACCACCCCAUUUAUUACUCCAGCGCUGAGAAAACAUUGUCUGCCAUUUGUACCUGCCACUUCGAAGCAGAUUGAAAAUGUCUUAAGCAUGUUAAAGGGCAGGAAUGGGUCCCUGGUUGACAUUGGAAGUGGAGAUGGGCGCAUUGUAAUAGCAGCUGCAAAAGUGGGAUUUAAAGCUGUGGGAUAUGAAUUAAAUCCUUGGUUAGUAUGGUAUUCCAGGUACCGUGCUUGGAGAGAAGGAGUUCAUCAGGAUGCCAGAUUUUACAUUUCAGACUUAUGGAAGGUCAGUUUUGCCCAGUACACCAAUGUUGUUAUAUUUGGCGUACCACAAAUGAUGCUGCCACUGGAGAAAAAACUUGGGGAAGAACUCCAGCUAGAUGCCAGGGUUGUUGCCUGUCGUUUUCCUUUUCCCCACUGGAGCCCAACUCAAAGUUUUGGAGAGGGCAUAGACACUGUAUGGGCAUAUGAUUCAGAAUCUUUCAAAAUGAAAAAAGAAAAUGAUAGUUAACACCAAAUGCAUUCUUUCUCAUCAGUUAAAAUUCCAGAAGUCUUGUUCCGAUGGCUUUUAAUGCUAAAUGUGGGCAUUUUGUAAAUCACAUUGUUUUUCUUAUGUUCUUGGGCAAACAUUUCAGAAGUAGCAGCAAAAGAUGUUGUUUUGUUUUGUCCCCAAAUAUUUCUUAUAUCUAGUCCACUUUAACAAUCACGCCAAACAUCAGGCAUGAAAAAAUAGAGAGAAAAGUGUUCCAACCCAGCUGGCUUCCCCCCCACAUGGUCCAAUAAUGUACAGUCAGACCUCCUUAUCCAUGAAUUCUUUAUAUACAGAUCCAACCAUCCAUGGCUUGAAAAUAUUUUUUAAAUAUAUGAAUUUGAAAAAGCAAACCUUGAUUUGGC